This is a messenger RNA of Nezara viridula (southern green stink bug), 660 nucleotides long. Lineage: Eukaryota; Metazoa; Arthropoda; Insecta; Hemiptera; Pentatomidae. The record is from the annotation of a GenBank genome assembly.
AUGGUUAAUUUAGGAGAUGAAUUUCCCAAUUUUAAUGCUAACACCACUAUCGGAGAAAUUACUUUUCAUGAAUGGCUGGGAGAUUCGUGGUGUAUUUUUUUCUCCCACCCAAACGCAUUCACCCCAGUUUGUACUACAGAAUUAGGUAGAGUUGCUCAGUUAAUACCUGAAUUUACCAAAAGAAAUUGUAAAGUAAUCGGCUGUUCAUGUGAUGGUAUUGAAAUUCAACACAAAUGGAUUGAGGAUAUUAAAAGUUAUUCUAAAAUAGAAGGCAAUUUCCCAUACCCUAUAAUUGCUGAUGAGUCUCGUAGUCUCGCUGUUCAACUGGGUAUGAUUGACCCAGCUGAGAAAAACAAAGAUGGGCUUCCUGUUACUUGCAGAGCAGUUUUCAUAAUUGAUUCCGAUAAAAAACUUCGUCUUUCAAUUCUUUAUCCCGCUACAACUGGACGUAAUUUCAGUGAAAUAUUACGUGUAUUGGAUUCACUUCAGUUAACAGAUGAGAAAAAAGUUGCUACUCCAGUUGACUGGAAAUUUGGAGAUAGUUGUAUGGUUUUACCAACUCUGAGUGAUAAUGAAGCAACUGAAUUAUUCCCUGCUGGUUUCAAGACUGUUCAAGUUCCAUCUUCUCUACCUUAUUUGCGGAUUACUCCACAGCCAUAG